AAUCCCUUUAGCGGCGGGAGGCAAGAACCCUAAAUCUCUCCUGUUAGCAGGCGAAUAAGCCAGCGGCUUGGCGCUAGUCAGGUGAUUCUAGGGGGCUCUGGCAGCAAUCUAUGGAAAUCUCGUGUCGGGAGCUUAGACUCUUGCAGCGGGAGCUGGAUUUGCAUUCUAAGUAGUAGAUCUGAGCUGUCACAAAACCCUAGGGGGAAUGGAGACGGCUGUGAGCACCUCGGCGCUUCCUAGAUCAUCGUCCAAGGCGCGAGAAUCGGCAUGGAAGACAGAGCGAGGAUCUUGGAGAGCCGACCGAGCGCUAUCGAGCCUAGUGCAUAUAGACUGCCUCUCGUCCAACGCGGCGAAUCAAGACGAUUUUGAGAAGGACUCGGAGGAAGAUCGAAAGGGGAAGAACAAGAUCGCGUCUUUCAAGGCUAUCAUUGCGUCCAAGAAGCUGAGGUCAUCGUUCCGGAGGAAGAGACGGAGAAAGAGAUCGCUGAUCGAGGACGUGUGGGACGCCGAGGAGCAAAAGGCCGUGGAUGCUUUUAGACAGGUUUUGCUAGCUGAGAAUCUCCUUCCAGACAGGCAUGACGAUUACCAUACGCUGCUGAGAUUUUUGAAGGCUCGGAAGUUUGAUCAUGACAAGGCCAAGAACAUGUGGAUCGAGAUGCUGCAAUGGAGGAAAGACAACGACGUAGACACUAUUGAAGAGUCUUUUGCAUUCGAGGAACUAGAAGAGGUGAAGAAGUAUUACCCCCAUGGUAAUCACGGCGUGGACAAAGAAGGAAGGCCUGUUUACAUCGAGCGUCUUGGCAAGGUGGAACCGAAUAAGCUCAUGAACGUCACAACCAUCGAUAGAUAUUUGAAGUACCAUAUAUGUGAGUUCGAGAGAACCAUCAACAAGAAGUUCCCUGCUUGUUCGAUUGCGGCAAAACGGCACAUAGAUUCUACCACUACGAUUCUGGAUGUGGCUGGUGUGGGUCUCAAAAACUUCAAUAAGACUGCACGAGAGCUGAUAAUCAGGAUGCAAAAAAUUGACGGCGACAAUUAUCCUGAGACUCUACACAGAAUGUAUAUCGUGAACGCCGGAUCUGGGUUUAGAUUGCUGUGGAAUACUGUCCGAAGCUUUCUGGAUCCUAAAACUACCUCAAAGAUCACAGUCUUAGGAAACAAGUUUCAAAGCAGACUCCUCGAGGUUAUUGAUGCAAACGAGCUGCCAGAAUUUCUUGGCGGGACCUGCAAUUGUCUCGUGGAAGGUGGCUGCAUGUGCUCUGAUAGAGGACCGUGGAAAGACCCAUCCAUUUUGAAGGCUGUUAUGGAUGGAAAAGCGAAGUUUGCAAGACAAAUUGUGACUAUAGAUUCCGGUGGAACAGAAAUUAAGGUCCGAGAGCUGGAUGUUUCAACUGCAGAAUCUGGCUCGGACGUGGAUGACUUCUCUGUCAGAACGAGACCAGGUUUCGUGAGGCUGAACUCCGUGUCUGAAGAGGUCUAUGGCGGUGCUAGACUUUUGGACAACCCGGACUUGGUCCUUGGUAAUGAGAUGGUACCAAUGGUCGAUAAGGCUGUUGACAACAUUGCUAGCGUCUACGUGAAGAAAACGGACUCGAACGGCUACAGCGCCAGCAUUCAUGCAAGAGGCAAUGCAGAUAUUUCCAAGCUCCACCCGGGUGCUUUUGCGAAUUACCUUGCAGCAAUUUUGGCAUUUUUCAUGAGUGUUGUGAUCAUUGCUCGAGAAAUUUGCAAAAGAAAACAGGAGAUGCUUACUGGCGGCGUUGGUUCAAGCUCGCGUGUCGUCCAUAAUUUGCAACCACCUGCUGUAGUGGAGCAAAUGGUCUCUAGUGGGAUCAAGGACCGUGUAGAGAAGCUUGAAGGGCUUGUGAGGGAGCUACUUGAGCAAAACGAGAAGCUGAAGAGAAUCAUCUCUGUUGAAGCGGCUGAACGGAUCAAGGCGCUCGAGGAUGAACUGGCUGAGACAAAGGAGAGCCUUCGCAGCAUGCAAAUCAAGCAAGAGGAGCUGCAUACUAGUUUUGAACAAUUAAAGGAACGAAGUUUGCAGCGGACGGGGUGGUGUUGGUAAAACCUAAGCUGACUUGUAUAGCGUGGAAUAAGACUGCACGAUAUGUAGAGGAGUGAUGUUUGAUGCAAUAAAACAUCUGUUUGGGUGA
This is a messenger RNA of Selaginella moellendorffii, 2153 nucleotides long. RefSeq names its product phosphatidylinositol/phosphatidylcholine transfer protein SFH6. Lineage: Eukaryota; Viridiplantae; Streptophyta; Lycopodiopsida; Selaginellales; Selaginellaceae. The record is from RefSeq and is a predicted model, not a curated record. The transcript has 14 exons. Bases 206 to 2065 code for a protein of 619 amino acids.